This is a messenger RNA of Sphaeramia orbicularis (orbiculate cardinalfish), 2394 nucleotides long. RefSeq names its product carboxypeptidase Z. Gene Ontology annotation, molecular function: protein binding; metallocarboxypeptidase activity; zinc ion binding. Gene Ontology annotation, biological process: peptide metabolic process; protein processing. Lineage: Eukaryota; Metazoa; Chordata; Actinopteri; Kurtiformes; Apogonidae. Bases 212 to 2209 code for a protein of 665 amino acids. The transcript has 11 exons. The record is from RefSeq and is a predicted model, not a curated record.
GCGCAUUUUACGCACAUCCUUCAGUCACAGCCUUCACUUCACAGCCGUUUCCUCUGUAAUCUGAUAGUUCACCGUAAUGCGUGUAAUAAAGUGGCUUUGAGGGAAAGUUCAAGAGGAAUCUGUGCAGAGUCCGGAGUCCUGACACACCAACACACUCCCUGGGACUGCGUGUGUGAGGUGCCACAUCGAAGCGGAACAUAAAGGUCGGAAAAUGCGCAUCACGCCGCUGCUGCUGCUCCACGCGGCCGUUCUGGUUUCGUGCGCUCCUCCGCGCUGUGAUCCAGGAGUUCGAGGACUAUGCAGGCCAAGAGUGGAAGAAAAACCCAAAUGUUCCGAUGUGUCGCUGUCUUACUGCGACGACAUGCCGUACGCUCAUACCAUGUUCCCGAACAUCGUCGGACAUAAAACCCGUGAAGAAGCGGAGUCUGGGGCCGAGUACCUCCUCAUCAGCGUGGUGGAGUCUCUGCUGGGUGGACAGUGUAACCCUGACAUCCGGAUGCUGGGCUGUGCUGUGUUGGCACCACGCUGCGAGAACGCCAACAUCCUCAAGCCCUGUCGGUCCACGUGUGAGGCGGUACGCAAACGAUGCAGCCACGCCUUCGAGGGAAUAGAGAUGGCCUGGCCGUACUUCCUAGACUGCGAUCGAUUCUUUGUGAGUGACCAGGAAGGCUGUUACGAUCCACUAGAGGGCCUCGCAGCGCAGCAAGACGUCGCAGCUGUGGACGACAUGGAGGUGUUUGCUGCUGAGGACCCGUCCAUUCGGAUGCAGUACUCAUACUACUCCAACGCUCAGCUGACCAGUGUCUUAAAGAGGACCGAGGAGCGGUGCUCAGACAUUGCCAGGACCUACAGUAUCGGCCGCAGUCUGGAGGGCAGGGAGCUGCUUGUCAUCGAGUUCUCGGACAACCCCGGCCAACACGAACUACUGGAGCCAGAGAUGAAAUACAUCGGGAACAUGCAUGGAAAUGAAGUCCUAGGUCGCCAGCUGCUCAUCUACUUGGCUCAGUAUCUGUGUUCGGAGUAUCUUCAGGGAAACGAGCGCAUCCAGACCCUCAUCAACACCACCCGCAUCCACAUCCUGCCCUCCAUGAACCCUGAUGGGUACGAGAUGGCCCUGUCUGGACUCCAGGACAGCAGUUAUGGAGACGAGGAGUCUCAGGGUCAGAGGUACGAUGACGCCGGUCGAAACAACGCCCAGAACAUCGACCUGAACAGGAACUUCCCCGACCUGACGACCAUCGUGUACGGCCGCCGUCGGACCAAGGGCCACCGCACCGACCACGUGCCCAUCCCAGACUAUUACUGGUUUGGUAAGGUGGCUCCGGAGACAUACGCUGUCAUGAAGUGGAUCCGGUCCAUCCCCUUCGUCCUGUCUGCCAGUUUCCACGGUGGAGACCUGGUGGUGUCGUAUCCGUACGAUCUGUCCAAACACCCGCUGGAACACGACAUGUUCUCCCCGACGCCGGACGAUCAGGUUUUCAAGCUUCUCUCUAGAACAUAUGCAAAUGCCCAUGAGAGAAUGGCCAAUGAAAAUGCUCGGUGUGCCACCAGUCGUCACAUUGAAAAAGGAAUCGUUAACGGGGCUCGUUGGUCCAACUUUGCAGGAGGCAUGCAGGACUUCAACUACCUUCACACCAACUGCUUUGAGGUGACCGUGGAACUGGGCUGUGAAAAAUUCCCGCCUGAAGACGAGUUAUUCAACAGCUGGCAUGAAAACCACGAGGCUUUGAUCGCAUUCAUGGAGGCAGCUCAUCGUGGAAUAAAAGGUGUCGUUAAAGAUGAGGAGGGAAAUGGAAUCAAAGGCGCUCGGAUUUCAGUCCGAGGAAUAAGACACGACAUAACAACAGCUGAAAACGGAGACUACUGGCGCCUCCUGACCCCUGGCAUCCACAUUGUGUCGGCCUCGGCUCCGGGCUUCACCAGAGCCCUGAAGAGGAUCCGCCUGCCCCCCCGCAUGGCCGGCAGGGUGGACUUCGUGCUGCAGAGGGCGGCGUCGGAGCCCAGCACCCGGUGGGGGCAGGAGGAGGACGACUCCAUCCCGUCCAUGGGCAUUUACGAGCGCUUCGACCCGUUCAACCAGUACGAACGCUACACCCUGAUGAACGACGGGAGCCAGGACCGCCAGGAGAGGGUGGAGAAGCCCUGGUGGUGGAGCUACUUCACCAUGUCAGGAGGACCCGCCCCCACCUGGCUCCUCAAACACUACUAGAUCAUCAUCGUCAUCAUCAAAACUAGUGGCCAAGUUUAUCAUCAAACUAUGAUGUAAGCAGCUUUAACCUUCUGUCUUAACAAUGCAGCAGCUUCAUUUUAUAAUAAGGGAAAAAAAGUGUUUUAUAUUUAUCAUUACAGCACAAAUAAACAGCUUUUAUAUCAAAUAUUUGUGUAUCAUCACGU